This is a messenger RNA of Neohortaea acidophila, 962 nucleotides long. RefSeq lists its product as uncharacterized. The record is from RefSeq and is a predicted model, not a curated record. The annotation marks the transcript as partial. The transcript has a single exon. Lineage: Eukaryota; Fungi; Ascomycota; Dothideomycetes; Mycosphaerellales; Teratosphaeriaceae.
CUCGAGGGAGAUUUAAACUGUCGACGUGUCUCCGCGACUGUUCACAUCCACGCACAACCUCCCCGGAAGCAGGCCAUCUUCACGCGAGACUGACUGGUCUUUCGCUCUCGACAUGGACAACCCUCUCCCAACCCCCAUGCUCCUGACAGGCGCUGCCGGCUUUCCUGUCGCCUAUGUCGUCCUCACCUACAUGGACAAAGUGCACUACGAUCCCACCAUCCUCUACGGCUUGGUCACGUACUACAUCGCGCUCUUCCUGCUCCCCGCCCUCACCACGCUCGGCGUAUUGGAUCGAGCGACGGCGAAACGAAUCGGCAAUCCAUUGCAGGUCAUCACCAUCGGCUUCCUCGUGCGCUACCUGUACAACAACGCCGACCUCCCCGGCACCAUCGAGUACGCGCGCGGCUACCUGGCGUAUGCGAAGCGCAGCAUCUCAGGGGGUCUGCAUUGCGGCCUCGACGCGACCAACCACGCCGGCCCCGGCGACGAGAUUACGUGGGACGCGUGGACGACGGGGGCGAAGUGCACGUUUGACGACAACCAGCAGUGGACGAGCAUUGUCGGCGGCAUGAACUUGCACCACAAGCUGCUCGAGAUCGACCGCUGCUAUACGGCUUGCAUCCUCCGCUCGCCACCGUGGACGGAGGAUAACCUGUGGCAUGGGUAUAUGACCAGCGUCCCUGCUGGCCGUCUCCCGAGUGGAGACUACUGUCCUGACGGCUACUACUGGGGUCAUUGUCCGCCGCAUCCGCAUUACCAGCCGGCGAGCACCGAGACGGAGUUGCGCAUUGAGGAGAAUGCGGUGUACAUGGUUCCUAAGUGAUGCCUGGCGCGCGAGAACCCAGGAGAGAGGGGUUUCAGGAGGGGCUUCGAUCUAGAUAGCAUCUGCAGUGUACCGCUUAAGAGUCGUCUCCAAGAUCACAUUUGAAUCCAUGUGUCAAGCACAAUUGAAUAGGAAGGGC